Molecule: messenger RNA, 2101 nt
Organism: Aspergillus sclerotioniger CBS 115572
Lineage: Eukaryota; Fungi; Ascomycota; Eurotiomycetes; Eurotiales; Aspergillaceae
Product: 3-oxoacid CoA-transferase
Exons: 3
Coding region: 377-1933 (518 amino acids)
Biological process (GO): ketone body catabolic process
Molecular function (GO): succinyl-CoA:3-oxo-acid CoA-transferase activity
Source: RefSeq, a predicted model, not a curated record
GGGUGAGGCCUCAUUGUCAGUAGGGAUAGAUUAUCCACUCUUUCCGGGGCACUCGAGAACAGAAGGUCCAGUGUCGUGUGAACGGUGAAGACAGACUGACAGCAAGUCUGGGCCUGCAACGAGUGCGGGGAGAUUCCGGGGAAGGCGGCCACGGCCUUCCGCAACUCCGCAUGUGGCCGUUCCUAUCCACCAUCCACGCCUAUAAGUCACCCUCUCCACUUCCCUUUAGCUUCUCCUCGACGUCAACAGUUCUCCGACGCUCCAAUUCCUCGCUUUUAUGCCCCGAGGACAAUAGCCGACUCUGAACCUGAAUUGGCACUCGCGCAGUCUGCCUUGGGAGUUAAACUACAUAUAUUUCCGUCCCUCGUGGUCCACCAUGCCUUCACAAGUGGCAACAUGUCUGCGCUUCGCGCGGCAGUUUGCUGCCGAACCUAGCAAGCACCAACGGUUCCUUGCCCGUGCUUUCUCUAAUAGCGUGCGUCGACCCGAAAUCAACAAGGUCGUGUCCUCCGCAGAUCUCGCAAUCAAGGAUAUGAAAUCGAACUCGACACUCUUGGCGGGUGGGUUUGGUCUUUCCGGUGUACCGGACACGCUGAUCAAUGCGGUGCGCGCAAACUCAUCCAUUACGGGCUUGACGGUCGUCAGCAACAACGCGGGUGUCGACGGAGCAGGUCUCGGUCUACUUCUUCAGUCUAAACAAAUCAAGAAAAUGAUCGCUAGUUAUGUGGGAGAGAAUAAGACCUUCGAGCGCAUGUACUUGACUGGAGAGAUCGAGCUCGAGUUGACUCCCCAGGGUACCUUGGCUGAGCGUUGUCGGGCCGGCGGUGCGGGCAUCCCGGCUUUCUUUACGCCUGCCGCCUGUGGAACGGUCGUGCAGACGGGCGAGCUGCCUUUGAAGCAUAAUGCAGAUGGGACUGUUGCUCUUUACAGCGAGCCGCGUGAUGUUAAGGUCUUUGAUAAAAAGAGCUAUGUCAUGGAGGAAGCCAUCAAGGGUGACUAUGCCUUUGUCAAGGCCUGGAAGGCCGAUAAGCUGGGCAAUUGCCAGUUCCGGUACUCUGCGGCCAACUUCAACGGUGCUAUGGGUCGCAAUGCUAAGAUGACCAUCGUUGAGGCGGAGCAUAUUGUUGAACCGGGUGAGAUUGAGCCCGCUGCUAUCCACUUGCCAGGUAUCUAUGUCAAGCGGGUGAUCCAGAGCACGACCCCGAAGAACAUUGAGAAGUUCACCUUCGCAGAGGAAGAGGGUGAGGAGGCAGCUGCUCUGGGCAAGGGUGAUACUGCCGCCAAGCGCGAGCGUAUCGUUCGCCGUGCGGCCAAGGAGUUCAAGAACGGGAUGUAUGCGAACCUGGGCAUUGGCAUGCCUAUGUUGGCGCCCAACUUUGUCGACCCCUCCGUGGAAGUCAUGCUACAGUCUGAGAACGGUAUCCUGGGCCUUGGCCCCUACCCUAAGAAGGGUCAAGAGGAUGCCGAUCUCAUCAAUGCCGGCAAGGAGACGGUUACGCUGCUGCCUGGUGCUGCUUGCUUUGGUAGUGAUGAGUCCUUUGGUAUGAUCCGUUCGGGACGUAUCGAUCUUACUAUUUUGGGAGCGAUGCAAGUCAGUGCUCGGGGUGACUUGGCCAACUGGAUGCUGCCCGGCAAGAUCAAGGGCUUUGGUGGAGCCAUGGACCUCGUCUCGAACCCUUCUGCCACCAAGGUGGUGGUGACGAUGGAGCACACAGAUAAGAAGGGCAACCCCAAGAUCGUGAAGCAGUGCGAGUUCCCCUUGACCGGCAAGACGUGCGUCAGCCGUAUCAUCACCGAGCUCUGCGUGUUUGACGUCGACUUUACCGACGGCCUGACGCUGGUUGAGCUGGCCGAUGGAGUGACCGUGGACGAGGUGAAGAGCAAGACAGAGGCGCCGUUCAAGGUUGCCGACGACGUCAAGCCCAUGCUGUGAUGUGGGCAGUGACUUGCCUUGUUUCUUUUGUUGAUAUUAAACUAUAUGAUCCCAACUCUUUGUAUAUUCCGAGCGUGUCAUUGGACAAAUGAUAUCCCCAAACAAACAGAUAUAUGCCUUGAGGCCCCAUCUGAGAACACAUAAUUGAACAAAUACCAAUUUCGCCUG